AUCCAAGAAAGCACUCCUGGCCAAAAUCAAGGGGAAGCUACUGCCACUUCGUACUGUACAAGGAGAACAAGGAUACUAUGGAUGCCAUUAAUGUCCUGUCCAAAUUUUUAAGAGUGAAGCCAAACAUAUUUUCCUACAUGGGAACUAAAGACAAAAGGGCCAUAACAGUUCAAGAGAUCGCUGUUCUUAGAAUCACUGCACAAAGACUUGCUCAUUUGAAUAAAUGUUUGAUGAACUUCAAGUUAGGAAAUUUCAGUUACAAGAACCAUCCACUGAAACUAGGAGAACUUCAAGGGAACCAUUUCACUGUUGUUCUCAGAAACAUAACAGGAACUGAUGACCAGAUAGAGCAAGCAAUGCACUCUCUCAGGGAAAUUGGAUUCAUUAAUUACUAUGGAAUGCAAAGAUUUGGAACCACAGCUGUUCCUACAUAUCAAAUUGGCAGAGCUAUUCUACAGAACAAUUGGAACGAAGUAAUGGAUUUGAUAUUAAAACCACGACCAGGAGCUGAAAAGGGAUACUUGGUAAAAUGCAGAGAAGAAUGGGCAAAGACUAAAGAUCCGGCAGCAGCCCUCAAGAAACUACCUGUAAAAAGGUGCGUGGAAGGACAGCUUCUACGUGGGCUCUUAAAGUAUGGAAUGAAGAACAUAAUCUCUGCAUUUGGCAUAAUACCAAGAAAUAAUCGUUUAAUGUAUAUUCAUAGCUACCAGAGUUAUGUUUGGAAUAAUAUGGUGAGCAAGAGAAUAGAAGAAUAUGGACUUAGAGCUGUACCAGGAGAUCUCACACUUAAAGGAGCCACAGCUGUUCAUAUCGAAGAAGGAGAUGUUGAUAACUACACUAUCCAUGACGUAGUGAUGCCUUUGCCUGGAUUUGAUGUUAUUUAUCCAAAGCAUAAAAUUGGUGAGGCCUACAAGGAAAUGCUAGUAGCUGACAAUCUUGACAUCAACAACAUGAGGCAUAAAAUCAGAGAUUAUUCACUUUCUGGAGCAUACAGAAAGAUUAUUAUUCGACCUCAGAAUGUCAGUUGGGAGGUUGUUGCAUAUAACGAUCCCAAAAUCCCAUUAUUUACUACGGAUUUGGAUAAGCUGGAAGGAAAACCAUUACCAGUUCUUCCUACAGAUGGCAAAUUCAGAGCACUGAAGAUGGAGUUCUCCCUUCCCCCAUCCACUUACGCUACCAUGGCGAUUCGAGAAGUUUUGAAAAUGGACACAAGCAUAAAAAACCAGACACAACUGAAUACCACCUGGUUACGCUGAAUGAACUGAAACAAGUUACUUUGGUUUUAACAUAUAAAGUGCUUUCCUAUUCACAUGUUCUGUUUAAA
Molecule: messenger RNA, 1324 nt
Organism: Merops nubicus (carmine bee-eater)
Lineage: Eukaryota; Metazoa; Chordata; Aves; Coraciiformes; Meropidae
Gene: PUS7
Product: pseudouridylate synthase 7 (putative)
Exons: 11
Biological process (GO): pseudouridine synthesis
Cellular component (GO): nucleus
Molecular function (GO): pseudouridine synthase activity; RNA binding
Source: RefSeq, a predicted model, not a curated record